Messenger RNA from Phymastichus coffea, 2271 nucleotides. RefSeq lists its product as uncharacterized. The transcript has 3 exons. Gene Ontology annotation, molecular function: nucleic acid binding. Lineage: Eukaryota; Metazoa; Arthropoda; Insecta; Hymenoptera; Eulophidae. The record is from RefSeq and is a predicted model, not a curated record. Bases 1 to 2271 code for a protein of 756 amino acids.
AUGACACUUUCGCCGGCGCGGACGACCUCGCAAGCGCGACGAAUACAGAAAUGCGACGAAUUGAUAGCCAUUCUGAGAUCGGCCGGCGUCAAGUUGGACAAAUGGGCGGCUACGCACCCCGAGCUACUGCCUUCAAGCACGACGCAAGGCAACGGCUGCGCGUCGAAGAAAAUCGACAGCGAGAAGGCAGUGAAAACCCUCGGUGUGCACUGGUCGCCUUCGCUGGACUGCUUCAGUUUCACCACCGAUGAGAUCGAGUGCCGUCGCGAAAAACUGACCAAGCGAACUAUCUCCUCCGAUAUCGCGCGAUUAUUUGACCCGCUAGGCUGGCUCGUGCCAAUCACCAUGACCGCAAAGACCAUCCUGCAAGAUUUAUGGCUCGAGAAGAUAGACUGGGACGCCCGCGUGUCAGGUGAAGUUUUUGAUAGAUGGCUCACCUACUGCCGCUCCUUAGGCUUUCUCUCGUCGUUAUCGGUGCCUCGUUGGUUAGGCCUCUCGCAGCGCAAGUCAUACGAGGUACAUGGCUUUUCGGAUGCCUCUAAACGUGCGUACGCUGCCGUUGUCUACCUGCUGAUUGAUAACGAUGACGGUACCUUUGCCGUUUCGCUACUCGCGGCUAAAACAAAGGUCGCCCCCGUGAAAACUGUUAGCAUACCUAACCUUGAGUUGCUCGGCGCAGUGCUGACAGUUAAGCUCGUCCGCCACCUGCAAGGGCUCGAGUUCGUUAGGUCCGCGCCGACCGAGUUACCUUCUGCGACGUGGGAUCAUGUACCCACGAAACAGAACCCGGCUGACAUAGCAUCUCGCGGCGCUACCCCCGCCGAACUAAAAUCGCUCGAUCUAUGGUGGCAGGGCCCACCCUGGCUCGCUUCUCACUCACAAGCAUGGCCUCAGUCGCCAGAAACUGUGAAAGUCCUGCACACAAAGUCGAGAAAUGACGAACCAGAGGUAUUGUCGCGGUAUUCGACCUUGACCAUAUUGACACGCGUGACAGCUUGGUAUUUGCGACCGUUUUUACAAUACACGCGGCGCAAGGCGCAAGAGGGUUUAUACACUCCGUUCUUCUCGACGGCAGAGCUCGACAACGCCCGGCAGGUAAUCCUGAAGCUUGCUCAGUCGCAUGCAUUCGCCUGUGAGAUCGAGCUUUUACGGGACGGUAAGGGCCUCAAACGGCACGCCUUGCACUCAUUGAGGCCGUUCCUCGAUAGCGAUGGUGUCUUGCGGGUUGGAGGUCACUUAAGUAACGCGCCGCUACCUUCUCACGUGCGAAAUCCGCCGAUUCUACCUCGUCAAUCGGCCCUUAGUCGACUAUUCGUCGCUCAUGCACACUGUAAAGCCCUACAUGGUGGACCUACUCUGACCAUAAGUGUUCUGUUACGAUUCGCAUGGAUCAUAGGUAUGCGUGCGCUUAUCAAGUCUGCGAUUCGCAAAUGCGUAAAGUGCCAACGCCACAAACCCCGCUUGGCCCAUCAACUAAUGGGUAACCUACCAGCCGAGCGAGUGACGCCUGCUCGCCCUUUCACCAUCACCGGCUUGGACUACGCCCGACCGUUUCAAGUGCGUACCUCCAAAGGUCGUGGCCAACGCGCUUUCAAAGGAUAUAUCGCCUUAUUUGUUUGUUUUGCCACCAAGGCGAUACAUCUGGAAUUGGUGAGCGACCUAACAACAGCAACCUUCAUCGCAGCCUUCCGCCGUUUCGUCAGCCGACGAGGGCUAUGCAAGCAACUCGUCAGCGACAACGCAACGACCUUCCGAGGCGCGGAUGCCGAGCUGCGUGCUAUGUUCCGCGCAAGUUCCAUUUUCUUUCAAGAAGUCGCUUCUACCUUAGCCAACGAUGGUAUCACGUGGACUUUCAUACCACCCACCACGUCUCACUACGGAGGGUUUGCUACAUCAGGCCUCAUUCCUGACGAGAAGACACCGGCUGUACCAAUAUAUCGACUUAGCCGCUUCCAGCUUCUCCAACGUAUUCGCGACCAGUUCUGGAAACGUUGGACCAGUGAAUACGUGCUCCUACUCCAGGAAAGGGGCAUUGGACAGCUGGUCCUUCUGAAGGACGACCGUUACCCAGCUUCCAAAUGGCUUCUUGGUCGGAUGCUGGAGAUGCACGCUGGAUCUGACGGUGCUGUCCGGCUAGUCACGAUGAAGACGGCCAACAACACCUUCAGACGACACGUCGCUUGUCUCGCACCGCUGACGCUGGAUCAUCAAAAGGAUCAAGAGGAGUCGGCCAAGUGGGAGAGAUCAGCGCGUAAAACUAAGUCGCGAUAG